AUGGAGGAAGUUGAACAAGCUAGUAGAACAGCUGUUGAGAGCUGUCAUAGAGUUCUGAGUAUGUUAUCUCAACCAAGAGAUCAAGUUCAUCAUAAGAAUUUAAUGGUGGAAACUGGUGAAGCUGUGAAUAGGUUCAAGAAAGUUGUGUCUUUGCUUCAUGAUGGUAUGGGUCAUGCAAGAGUUAGGAAGUUUAGAAAUCAGAAACAAGUUCCUUUUCCUCAAAAUGUUUUCUUGGACAAUCCCGUUUGCAAGAAACCGAACAACCAUCACACCAAAAAGGUUCAUUUUGCUCAUAUUACUUAUCUGGAGAAUUCGGGUAAGGAACUUGCACUGACCGUGAGAAAUCCAAACACUUCUUUGGAAUUGAGCUCUAAUGGGAAAAGUCCUCUUCCCCUUGCUCAACAAGCUGCGUCGACCCAGUCGACUCACUAUCAGUUCUUUCAGCAUCAGCAGCAGCAGCAGCAACAGAGAUUGAUGAUGCAGCAGCAACAGCACCAGCAGCAGCAGCAAAUGAAGCAUCAAGCAGAAAUGAUGUUUCGAAGGAACAUUAACAGCAUAAACCUUAGUUUUGACAACACUACUAGCGGCACGCCGACAAUGUCGUCUACUAGGUCUUUCAUUUCGUCGUUGAGUAUAGACGGAAGUGUUGCUAACAUGGAUGGAAGUCAGUUCCAUUUAGUAGGAGCUCCGAUCUCUUCGGAUCAGAAUUCACAACAGCACAAGAGAAAAUGUUCGGCUAGAGGCGAUGAGGGAAAUCUGAAAUGUGGUAGCAGUUCAAAAUGCCAUUGCUCAAAGAAGAGGAAGCAUAGAGUGAAGAGAUCAAUUAAGGUGCCUGCUAUCAGCAACAAACUUGCCGAUAUCCCUCCUGAUGAUUACUCGUGGAGGAAGUACGGGCAGAAGCCGAUCAAGGGCUCUCCUCACCCUAGGGGAUAUUAUAAGUGCAGCAGCAUGAGAGGAUGCCCGGCUAGGAAGCAUGUCGAGAGGUGCUUGGAAGAGCCAACUAUGCUAAUUGUUACCUAUGAAGGGGAGCAUAAUCACCCCAAGGUACCAACUCAAUCUGCAAAUGCAUGA
This is a messenger RNA of Vicia faba (fava bean), 1071 nucleotides long. The record is from the annotation of a GenBank genome assembly. NCBI's taxonomy places the organism in Eukaryota, Viridiplantae, Streptophyta, Magnoliopsida, Fabales, Fabaceae.